Molecule: messenger RNA, 954 nt
Organism: Apiotrichum porosum
Lineage: Eukaryota; Fungi; Basidiomycota; Tremellomycetes; Trichosporonales; Trichosporonaceae
Exons: 4
Coding region: 1-954 (317 amino acids)
Biological process (GO): biosynthetic process
Cellular component (GO): cytoplasm
Molecular function (GO): isomerase activity
Source: RefSeq, a predicted model, not a curated record
AUGUCCACGGAAACCCAACUUCCCCGACUCAAAUUCCACCUUGUGAACGCCUUUGCACCGACUCCUCACUCUGGCAACCAGGCUGCGGUGGUCCUCUUUCCCAAGGACGAUCCCCGGGUACUGGAUGAGGCAUAUAUGCAAAGCCUUGCUGCCGACUUUAACUAUGCCGACAGCGCCUUUGUGGUGCCCGUGAACGCCGGCGUCCAUCCUCCAGAGUACAACAUCCGAUGGUUUACCCCCACGACUGAAGUACCUCUCUGUGGCCAUGCAACGCUUGCGACCUCGUUCAUCCUUCUCAACUAUGUCCACCCUGGCGAGCCAUCGGUUCUCUUCCACACUCGAAUGCGCGGAGAUGUCCUCGCUCGGCUGGAGGAAGCGGGUCAAGGCGGCCGUGUAGCCGUCAACCUCCACAUCGCACCAACGGCUACUGGGUCACCAGAGUCCAGCCAACUCGGGGGUAUCAUUGCUGAGGCGUGCGGCUUCUCGGCAUCUGACAUUGAGCAAGUUGCGACCUACGACUUGGGGGGACCAAGUGCCCUCACGCACGUCGCUGAGCACGUCGCUCUUGGGGACCUCCAGGUCACGCCGUCAAGACUCCUCCCCCGCCUGGCAGCCGAUGUCGUCGUGACACAACUCCUUCCUCCGACUGCCGACACUCCCCCCGACACUGUUCGUGCCGCCUGUCGCGUGUUUGGGCCUGGUUUAGGCACCGAUGAGGACCCAGUAACCGGUUCAUCUUGGGCGAUGCUUACUGGCUAUUAUCUGAACGGCCCAGGCUCGGAGUUUACCAAGCGCUUUCUCCCAGCUGGCUCUGACCUGUCAAGGGUCACUCUUGACGCACGCCAACUGAGCGCCCGUGGCGGCAGUAUGACGUGUACGCUGAGCCGGGACGGACAGGCGCAGCUUGUUGGACAAGCGUGGAGGACAGGUCACGGGUUCUUGGAGACCUUUUGA